Molecule: messenger RNA, 1353 nt
Organism: Closterium sp. Naga37s-1
Lineage: Eukaryota; Viridiplantae; Streptophyta; Zygnematophyceae; Desmidiales; Closteriaceae
Source: the annotation of a GenBank genome assembly
AUGGCGCCAUCUGUGCCUGGGAUCUGCGCCAAGGCACUGGACAGUUUUCUGAGGCGCCUAACAAACCCUUGCAAGUCCUUGCCCUCUGCCCUUUUCCACCAACAGGUCAUCUAUGGUGGCUGUUCCGAUGGCGCCAUCUGUGCCUGGGAUCUGCGCCAAGGCACUGGACACUUGGGGAACCACAACUCUUUCCCGCACUCAGCAUCGUCCUCACUACAGCAGUCGCUACAGAAGUCGCUUCCAGAAGGUGAAUCUCGUAGGCAUGGAGCAUCGAAUCACCACCAGCUGCUCAGCCAGACUUUGCCAUCCCGUGAUGUUUCGUCCAAGCAACUUACUUUGGCAGCAGCAGCAGCAGCAGCAGCCGCAGCAGGAGAAGCAGAAGCAACAGCAGCAACAGCAGCUGCAGUAGCAGCAGCCAGUGAAGCGUCUCAAGGGUCUUUUAAGAAAGGUAGUGCAUUGGUAGGAGCGCAGGCGAACGGCAGCAGUGGAAGGAGUGGGAAGGGGAAUGGAGGACUGAGUUUUGGCGGAAAUGGUGGGGGGAGUGGUGGGGAAAGCGAAGGUAUAAGUGGUGCUGUGGAGUGGGCAAGUGGAGUGACAGAGAGGGAUGGUAGGAGGCUGGUGGAAGAGGGGUUGCUUGCAGAGGUUGAGAGGGAUAUUGAUAAAGACGUAGGAGUGAGCGGCUGUGCUGAGAUGGACCUACUUAGAGGGGCGUUUUCCGAUCGCCUUGAGAGAAGAUUCAUGGGCUUUCAGAAGAAAGGGGCUGCUUCUGUGGGUAAGGCUUAUCAGAUGCUAGUGAGUGAUACGCUGCAGCAGGCAGGAACGAUCUCCUCUGCAGUCCAGCACCUGUCUUUUGACCCUGCAUCUGCCUCCCGCCUUUCCUUCCACCUCAACAACGGCUGGAGUGGAGUCCUGCAUGUGCCCUCGCUCUCCCUCUCCCACAUCCACUGUCCGCCCCCACCCUGGGUGAACACACAGCCAGAAGUCGAGGAGGACGAGAGGCUAUACGAGUACGACCACCCGCAACAUCAACAUCAACAGCAGCGCACGGUAGUGGCGCCACCAGUGGUGGAUUCGUGGACUUGGAGCCUUGUCAGUCGCCGGGUUCCCGCUUGGCUUCCGCAAUCGGUACUGUGUGUCCCCUCGGCCAGGGAUUCCCACCUCUUCUUCCUUGAUCUAGGCUCGGGAUCACCUCAUGCCACCCCAUCCUCCUCUGAAUCCAAUCACGGGAUGACAAUUUCAAAGGCAAGAGGAAACAACGGAACAUCAAGAUCGCCGUAUAUUGGUGCUGUCACUUCUUCGGUCGUUGCAGUAGCAGCAGCCCCCAAUAGUCUGGACGUCAUUGCAAGCACGAUA